CUUCAAAGAGCUGGCAUGGCCCGGCUGGCCGCCAGGCCCGUUGGCCACGCCCCCUCCCGCCUCCCUCCCCUCCUCCUUUUCCCCUCCUCCCUUUGGGCCAUUUCCUCGCACUUCCCUGCCCGCCUCCGCUCUCGCUUGCAAUGUCAGCCACUACCGCCGCUCCCGGGCUCAAGGAGGCCCCGCAGGAGCCGAACCCAAUUGUCUUCAUGGAUAUCUCCAUCGGUGGCCAGCACAUUGGUCGCAUGAAGAUGGAGCUUUUUGCCGACGUGGUCCCGAAGACCGCGGAGAACUUCCGGCAAUUGUGCACUGGCGAAUUUAGGCAAGGUGGCAAGCCGAUCGGCUACAAGGGUGUCAAGUUCCACCGCAUCAUCAAGGGAUUCAUGGUGCAGGGCGGGGACUUCGUCAAUGGCGACGGCACCGGCGCCAUGAACAUCUACAACAAGACCAGCUACUUCGACGACGAGAAUUUCACCCUGACGCAUGAUGUGCCGGGAUUGCUGUCGAUGGCCAACAGCGGACCCAACACCAAUGGCUGCCAGUUCUUUAUCACCUGCGCACCGGCCGACUUCCUCAACCAGAAGCACGUUGUGUUUGGCAAGCUUCUGGACGAUGAGGGGUUCUACACCCUGCGCAUGAUUGAGCAGCUGGCCGUCAACCCGAAGAACCAUCAGCCCAUCCAUGAUGUGGUGGUCACGCAAUGCGGUGAGAUGUAAGCAGGGUCGCAUCGCGCACGCGGCCAUCCUGUAUGAUCUUCCCUCCUCCCCGCUCGGAGGGUCAUGUUUCCUUGUCAUGGCCGUUCGCCCGGCCCGUUGUCCUCCUUCCCCUGUCCCACCCUGGCGUUUGCCUCCCGACACUGAAAUAGCCAAAGUCAUCUACAUUUAUCCUGCUCCCCCCGACCCCCC
Molecule: messenger RNA, 902 nt
Organism: Fonticula alba
Lineage: Eukaryota; Rotosphaerida; Fonticulaceae
Product: peptidyl-prolyl cis-trans isomerase H
Exons: 4
Coding region: 141-713 (190 amino acids)
Biological process (GO): protein peptidyl-prolyl isomerization; protein folding
Cellular component (GO): intracellular membrane-bounded organelle
Molecular function (GO): peptidyl-prolyl cis-trans isomerase activity
Source: RefSeq, a predicted model, not a curated record